Molecule: messenger RNA, 794 nt
Organism: Colletotrichum destructivum
Lineage: Eukaryota; Fungi; Ascomycota; Sordariomycetes; Glomerellales; Glomerellaceae
Exons: 2
Coding region: 79-615 (178 amino acids)
Source: RefSeq, a predicted model, not a curated record
CUGACCUCUUACAGGCGGCAUCGCCCAUGAAUAGCCGGCUUCCCUUGAACCGACCUCGCCAGUCUAUACGCCGCCGCAAUGAUGAGAUUCCCGACAGCCCUCCUCCCCCUCGCUGCCGCCCUCGUCGCCGCGGUCGACAUGGCGCCCUACGUCCCCGCUGCGGGAGUCGACGCCGCCUUUGCCGACUUCGUCGAGGCGUACUACCUCGCCUCAGAGGACCAGUUCGCCACGACGUCCUUCACCGACUUCUGGCCCGCCGACAACACCGGCGUGCUCGUCAUCGCAGGCCGCGCCUUCCCCGGGGCCGCGUCGAUCCUGGGCGUCAAGCAGUCGCUGCUCCCGCCGGGGGGCGACAAGUCGUGGUGGCACCUCAUCCGUGGCGCCGCCGUGGAAGCCGAGACGGCGGCCGACAAGACGUUCGUCGCGGAGAUCGUCAUCCAGACGACGUAUGUCGGCGGCAACUGCUCGCAGGCGUAUGGUGAUGCUAGGUUCACUGUUCUCAAGGACGAAGUGGGCUCGGCGAGGUUGAAGCCGCAAUCGGGUAGCUUGAGCGUGUACAACCUUACAGUCUCGACGACGGAUUCGCCGACGGACAUUCCAUGCAGCCUAUCUUGAACAGAAUCACAUGAUAGAUAUGAUUUAUCAACACAAAACGAAUCACCGGGGGGGGGGGGGGGAGCUAAUACACUUUGAAGACUCUCUUUCAUUUCAGGGCAGAACAUCUUCUGCGUAACAUGUUCUAUCGUAUCUGGUCCGCACCCAAAAAGUGUGAGAUGCAAAUGUCUCGUUCUCUA